GCCUUAGUAACCCCUUUCUUCCUAUGAAAGGAACAUUUGCUGUCCUCUAAAACAGGGUUUUCUCCUGUGUUCAUCUGCACAGGUCGCCUGGAUUAAUGGCAUUUGCAACUCUGCAACUCCUGACAUAAGCAUCACCCAAUUAAAACAGCUGAUGAUGUAUUUGCAAUACUGAGCAAAAAAAUCUCGAGCUUGAAUCCAAGGAUUUGUUUAGCAUGGAACGAUGCAAUCAUUUAAGGAUUCUUGUGUCACCUUUUUAGAGCUUGUUGAUGCUUUCUGCCACAAGAUUUAUUUAAAGGUGGUCAGGCUGGAAUGUCAAUGGAAACAUGAAGGCUAAAACCAAAGUAAAGAAGCAACGUCUCCCUGCUGAUAAGGAAACGUUUUCUGAGAAGUCAAAAGUGAGAAAGAAAGAACCAUUGAAACGCUUGCGGCACAAAGAAAGGAGGAACGGGGGAAACAAGGAAAGCAGCAGGAGUGCGGCAGCCAGGAGCAAGCGUGCGUGGAGCACUAAAGACAGACAGCUGAGGAGACUGGAGAGCAAUGAACGUGAGCGGCAGAGGAUGCACAAGCUCAACAACGCUUUCCAGGCCUUGCGGGAGGUGAUUCCCCACGUGAGAGCUGAGAAUAAACUUUCCAAAAUAGAGACUCUAACAUUGGCUAAAAAUUACAUCAAAUCCUUGACUUCCAUUAUACUCAGUAUGUCCAAUGGACACUUUCCAGCUGUGGAAGGAAUGGGGGGAACCAGUGGCUCCAAACUGCCACAGCAUUGCCAACAGCAGCAUGGGGAUGGUGAGCAUGAGGAACAGCUGAAAAAAUAUUCCACACCAAUUCAGAGCUUCAGCUAAAGCAGCUAUUGCUAGGGGCUACCUGCAUUUCUUUCC
Messenger RNA from Nothoprocta perdicaria, 878 nucleotides. It is a transcript of the gene BHLHA15, whose product is annotated as basic helix-loop-helix family member a15. The transcript has a single exon. The record is from RefSeq and is a predicted model, not a curated record. NCBI's taxonomy places the organism in Eukaryota, Metazoa, Chordata, Aves, Tinamiformes, Tinamidae. Gene Ontology annotation, molecular function: protein dimerization activity. The coding region runs from base 324 to 842 and encodes 172 amino acids.